Molecule: messenger RNA, 777 nt
Organism: Diplodia corticola
Lineage: Eukaryota; Fungi; Ascomycota; Dothideomycetes; Botryosphaeriales; Botryosphaeriaceae
Exons: 1
Coding region: 1-777 (258 amino acids)
Source: RefSeq, a predicted model, not a curated record
AUGAAUGCCAACACCCUCCGCCCGCCGAGCUGCUGCCGUUACAGCAGCAGCAGCAGUCCGCUGUCCCAGCUGUCGACCUCGACCACCUCGCCCCUCUUCCUCUGGCUCCUCUUCGCACCCGCCGCUCACGCGCAGGGCACAAAUCCCAGCCCCGGCAGCGGCGCCGGCGAUGACGACCCCAGCAACGACACCUCGGAUUCAUCGCUGAGCAGCAACGGCAUGCUCAACCUCUACUUCCUCUUCAUCGCCAUCGCCGUCAUCCUGCUCAUCGUCGCGCUCCUCCUCCUCCAUCGCCGCAAGAAGCGCAGAAAGGCCAUGAUGCGCAACGGCGGCCAAUCCGCGCUGGCACAGGACAUCAACGGCGCGCAAAACAACUCCCGCUGGAACGGUCGCUGGAUGAUGGGCGGAGGAGGGCCGCCACGCACACCGGAAGAAGGGCUCAACGAGCGUGGCGAGGCACCUCCGCCGUACCACCAGCCGCCGGGCGGGCCGCCGCAGUCGGCCUACACUGCUCCCCCCGGCGGACACUAUGCGCCUGCUGGUGCGCCCGUAGUGGCGAUGCCGCCAAUGCCGCCACCGCCCGCGGCGGGCUGGCAGAGCGAGGCGGGCUUGACGAUCCCGAUGCGCACGCUGUCGCGCGACUCGCAAGGAAACAAGCCGCCGGACUACCAAGACACGUUGACGGGACCACCGGGCGCCGGCGGCGAUGGUAACAGCUCGACAGGCAAUCUGCUCAGGAACGAUGGUCAGAUCAACCAAGGCGGAACCCACCGCUGA